Molecule: messenger RNA, 396 nt
Organism: Parastagonospora nodorum SN15
Lineage: Eukaryota; Fungi; Ascomycota; Dothideomycetes; Pleosporales; Phaeosphaeriaceae
Exons: 2
Coding region: 1-396 (131 amino acids)
Source: RefSeq, a predicted model, not a curated record
AUGUCCCGCGUCACCCACGAGCAGCUCGAGCACAAGACCCAAUCAGACCAUAGCCUUGUCCCAGCUUCAAGGUCUGCAACCAGCUGCGCGCACCCUGGGGACCUCAAACUCUCCCUCUCGCCUCUACACCAGAAACCGCUCGCUGUGAACAUCUCUACUCAGUCGCGCCUUCUUCCCGCGAAUGCGCCAAAUGCUCCCCGGUUGUCUUCUGACCCUCGUUGGCCGUCGCUCUGGCCGCGCCUAUACGAGUCUCCAUCCCCCUUCCCGCGAGCGCAUCCACGCAUCGUUCGUUACACCUCGGUGGUAGCACAGCACAUCUGCACAUCUCUGCUAAUCCGCCCGGGACCCACCUUUCCCCAUUCCCACGUUGACUCCCAGGACCCUAUGGACUACUAG